Dunckerocampus dactyliophorus (ringed pipefish) is the source of this 4540-nucleotide messenger RNA. It is a transcript of the gene col9a3, whose product is annotated as collagen, type IX, alpha 3. The transcript is spliced from 32 exons. The record is from RefSeq and is a predicted model, not a curated record. The coding region runs from base 1168 to 3204 and encodes 678 amino acids. NCBI's taxonomy places the organism in Eukaryota, Metazoa, Chordata, Actinopteri, Syngnathiformes, Syngnathidae.
UUUUGUGUUCAUGUUGGACUAAUUGUCACAAAAGGUGUCUUUUCAGUGAUGUUUCACAGUCUGUGCUUUCGCACGAGUGGGAAGUCGACUUUUGGACAACUGAAAGCCUUGCCAAAAAUGUGAUAGACUGCUUGAUUGUAUUAAAAAUGAUUUUUGUCUUUGCGUCACACUUGGUGAAGCCGGAGGGCUUCUUUUUCUUUCCUCAACACUUGCACUUAAUUUUGAAUAUGAACUGCCUGAUUUAAAGUUAAGAUGCUUAAGUUCUUUACAUGUGACCUUUCUUCCAAUUGAAGACCUGGUUGUUUAAGAGCAGAAUAAAGAUAUUUUCUGACACUUUGAUGAAACCUGUCUGGAUCUUCUGGUGGGAGGAGUUGCCGUUUCCAGACAUUGUUUUGGGUUGUCUGUAUGCAAUAUAAUGCCCCCUGUAUGUCACCCUAUAAAUGCAGCAUUCUUUGUUGUAAUGUUCUUUGUACAACAUAGGAUGCACACUUUUCUUAAUCUCUUGAUGAAAUUUGUUUUUCAGAAUCCCAGCAAAAUUGUUCAAAUCGAAAAAUCAGGCACCUAUCCAGUAAAACAUUGCAUUGUCUGUUAGUAUUUGGUUUAUGAAAUGGAGCCACUCUGUAGCAAAUACAUUUUUGUCUAUGUGUAGACAAAAAUAUUAAUUCAAAAGCUGUAAAGCUGCUUCCGCUGAGAAAAAUGUGUAAAUGCGUUUAUUAUUUUAGACAUCAAACCUUUAUUUGUAAACGGAGUUGAAAAAGUGAAAGAUGGCAAUGUAGACAUCCCGCAGAAACUCUGUGCUGUCAAUCACAACAGCUCUGUCUUCUAAUUGAUCGAUGUACAAAACCCCAACAAAGCUCGAGUAUUGAAGCCCCGCCCUCUUCACUGAUGUUGCAAGUGGUCCUUAACUCUUCUGCGUCCUCCUCCACCAGCCCUACUCGUCCUCACCCCCCUCAGCCCCAAAACACACGUCUCGACUGAGCUCAGCCCCUUCCUACUUUCUGGAGGUUCGGGUUUAUCUGGGAGCCAAGAGGACGUCAUUUAGGAGCUUGCGCGCCUUCAGGUGAACGAAGCCUCCGUUGGACAUUAGGGGGGCGCGAGCCAGGACCGGCGGCUGGGAUUUGAUCUUUUCCGCGUGAAAGUCCGCUUUGAGAGGUCGAGCUAGGAGUCAUGACGACCUUCUCGGCUUUGUGGGUGCUCCUACUGUGCCAGCUUUUGACAUCUUCCUCUGGACAGAGACCAGGCCCCCGAGGAGCUGCUGGGCUACCCGGGCCACCAGGGCCCCCUGGACGGGAUGGCACUGAUGGCAAACCCGGACCUCCUGGAAUGCCAGGGAGAGCAGGCCCAAAGGGGAAAGCAGGAAUACCGGGAACCCCAGGAAAACCAGGCUUGCCAGGACUUCCUGGGGUGGAUGGUUUGACAGGUCCUGAUGGUCCCGCCGGGAAGGACGGACCUGCAGGGGAGGCUGGAGAAUCCGGACCUCCUGGGCCACCUGGACCUCCUGGCAGAGGGAGAGCAGGAGCUCCAGGUUUACCCGGAACUAAUGGCUUGCCAGGCGGAGUCGGACCACACGGAGCUGUGGGUGCUGAGGGUCUUCCAGGACUUCCUGGACCUGCUGGUCCUGAUGGGCCACCUGGUCUUCCUGGUACUCUUCAUGAUCUCAGUGGUGACUUACUGUGUCCUGCCAUCUGCCCCCCUGGUCCUCCUGGUCCUCCUGGGAUGCCAGGAUUUAAGGGACACACCGGCCAUAAAGGAGACAAGGGAGAAGUUGGUAAAAACGGAGAGAAGGGUGACCCCGGUCCGCCUGGUCCACCAGGUUUUCCUGGGACAGUUGGCCUGCAGGGCCCACGUGGUCUAAGAGGUUUGCCAGGUCCAAUGGGAUCUGUGGGAGACAGAGGUCUGCCAGGAUUUAGAGGCAAACCCGGCAUUGUCGGCAUCAUCGGAAAGACAGGUGAUACUGGAGAAAGGGGUCCCCAGGGUUUCAGAGGUCCUAAAGGAGAAAUUGGUAAAAUUGGCCCGAAAGGAGCUGUUGGGGGAGCAGGGCCCAAAGGGGAGCCUGGGAUUCCUGGCAGAGAUGGCAAAGAUGGCACGCCAGGAAUGGAUGGUGAGAAGGGUGAUGCUGGGCGCCAUGGCGUAGUUGGAGAGAAAGGACCCAAUGGACUUCCAGGUCUGCAAGGAAAGGCUGGUGCCAAAGGAUCCAAAGGAGAAGUUGGUGAUGCAGGGAAGACUGGGGAGACGGGACCCUCUGGAGAGCCAGGUAUUCCUGGUGAUAUUGGCAUCCCAGGAGAGAGAGGCAUAGCAGGACCCAGAGGAGUGGCUGGAGGCAUUGGACCUGCAGGCAACCCAGGACCUCAGGGAGUGAAAGGCUUCCAGGGCGUAACAGGAGCUUUGGGAGAUCCAGGUCUUCCGGGUCCAACAGGAAUUCGUGGAGAGUUUGGAGAAAGGGGGCCAGUGGGCGCUUCGGGAGCUAAAGGAGACAUGGGCGUCGCAGGAAGUGAUGGCUUACCUGGAGAGAAUGGAGAACCUGGUCAUUUUGGACCAGUUGGACAAAAAGGAGAGCCAGGGAAACGAGGAGAACUGGGACCCAAAGGUGUCUCUGGGCCACAAGGAGAGCUUGGGGCAAGAGGUCCCCCGGGAAAACCGGGACUAAUGGGCUUCCAGGGAGAGCAGGGUCUUCCUGGCAUUGCGGGAAAGACAGGUGUAGCCGGUAAACUGGCGAGUGAACAACACAUCAGAGAGUUGUGCGGCUCAAUGAUCGAUGAUCAGAUUGCACAGCUGGCUGCUAAUCUUCGCAGACCUCUGGCUCCAGGGAUGGUGGGCCGACCCGGACCCGCUGGACCCCCAGGACAGCCGGGAGUAGCCGGCUCCAUUGGUCAUCCAGGUGCUCGUGGACCUCCGGGAUAUAGAGGCCUGCCAGGAGAACUCGGAGAUCCUGGUCCCAGAGGUGACGUUGGUGAGCAGGGUGACAAGGGAACCAUCGGCAAAGCAAUUGAGGGCCCUGUCGGAGACCAAGGAUACCAAGGUCUUCCAGGAGUCCCAGGAAUUGUUAAAGAUGGCCGUGAUGGCUCACCAGGUGAUCCAGGUGAGUCUGGCGAACACGGCAGGGUGGGUAGGACUGGGCACCAAGGACCUCCUGGAAUCUGUGAUACAUCAGCCUGUCAGGGAGCAUCGGUUGCUGGGAAGUCAUCCAACCCCAAAAACAAUUAAACAUCACUUCCUGCCAACUUUUGCCGUCCACGCCAACAACAAAAGGUGAAAAAAAAUGGAGGAAAGGAUGGAAUUAAAGACAAGAGUGGUCGCAAAAAUCUCCUCUUUUUAUGAAUAUGCAUAUCACAAGAUGGAAGGAAAACAUCAACAAGUGUGACAUUUUGAGAGGAACAGAAGAACAUCAAAAGGUGUGAUGUGACUAACAGCAGCUGGCAGUUAAAAAAAUCAAGAUGCCGUCCAUAAAAAAAAGGUGGAUGCACGGGGGAAAAAAAGACCAGACAUCAGCAUUCCAUCCAGGACGUUCAGAUUUCAAAAAAGUGGAAAAAUGAACAAUGAUGAGAGCUUUGUGUAUAAAAACCUUGUACAUGUUGUCCUUGCCCCCAUUUCUAUUGACCAUGGUCUACUCUGACAACAAGUGUAAACAUGCAGCAUGGCCCAUUGAUGUAGAGCCCAGGUGUUACCUCAGCAUAGAAAUGUUCUGCACAACGGGCCUCUGUAAGGCAGCGGUGUAUGGUACUGUCAAAAAUAAAGGACAAACAAGCAGGUGGCCAGAACAUAUUUGUGUAGAUUAACGCAAGCAAGCUGAAACAUUUUGUCUUUUUUUUUUUUUUUAGCUGUUUAUUUUCUUACUCGGUAACAGUUGAAUCUCUAGAAUCAAAUGCCAAAUAAAACAUGUGGAUGAAGAAAUCAAGACAUUGUAAAAUAAAUUCAAUAACCUUAGGUACAGUUCUUUUUCCUUUUUUUAAGGUUGGAUUCUACGUACAAUGACCACAUCCACUAUGUACUAACGGUGCUGUAACUAUUACAUAAACAAUUUCAUACUAUUUAUUAUUUGUGGGUAACUGUUGUAUGUACAGUAAGAUGACAAGGCGACAUGUUGUAACAAAGAACAAAUAAAGCCACUUUUCAGUAAAAUGUUACUGCUCUCUACAUAUGGACUGAACAACGUGCGUUUUAGAGCAAUAUGAAACAUUAACUGUAAAAUCAAAUUAAUCCAACAGAUAGGAAUACUUGCUACGCCAAUGCUUCAAUAUCUAGUGAAAAUUCACAAACACAGGCAACGCAACAGCAUGUUUUGUGUGGAAACACAGUUGAACUCCAGCCAACAAAUAUUUUGCCUGUUUAUUGUUUGGCGGUAAUAAACAAGCUAUUUGGAAGAAGUCAUUGUUCAAUUAUAUGUUCAAUUGUAUGAUCCAUCUGUGGGUCCUGGCUUUCACAGGAGCUCAACUGUUGACUAAUUAACAUCUGAAAAUCCCUUGUAAGGACAUGGCUCUGACUUCCAAAGUUCUGAGGAUGAAAAUAAACACGAGAUAGAGACAAGUUUUCAGAGAGUAGU